CAAAUAAUGAUCGACGUGUUCUGCAGUGCGACGUCAUGUGUUAAAACCAGUCAAAUGAUAUUAGUUCAGACUAAAGAGGUCGAGCUAGUGGUUGGUGUCUUCUUAUAGUGGUAUAUACACAGAGCUUUCUGUCCAGUGCUUACGGACGGUGUGUACUUGAAGGAUUUAAGGUGAUCCAUAUUUCCCUCCCAAUGGAGUCUAAAGGUCCUGGUGCACCACCCCCUAACUAUGCUGAUGUUGUGCAACCACCAAAUUACCAAGGGGCUGCUGUAAAUCCACCUUAUCCAGUUGGACCUGCCAUGGGAGCUCCUGGGAUGCCAGCUGUUUCAUAUCCACCACAUCCUGCAACUGCUCCUGUUGUGGUGCAGACUGUAUAUGUGCAGCCCAGACAACUUGGCUUCCAGCCAUCGCAGACUAUCUGUUCCUCCUGUAACCAGUCAAUAGUGACCCGUGUUGUCUACUCACCAGGUGCACUAACAUGGCUAAGUUGUGGAGGUCUCUUCCUUAUUGGGUGUGGAUUUGGCUGCUGUUUGAUCCCAUUUUGUAUUGAUGGCCUUCAGGAUGUGGAACACUACUGUCCAAAUUGUGGAGUAAAUAUUGGUGUCUGUAGACGUAUUUAAAAUUCUUUCAGAUUCAGCUAUCCCUCUGGACAUAACUUUGGCACUUUCACCUGAACUGCUCUUCAAACAUUACUCUUCUGUUUUCUAAUUAUUUGUGAGACAUUUUUCCAGAGAUUCAACAGCUACUAUCUGGAAAGAAAUCUUGCCUAUGUUGGAGACAAUCUACAGCUGAUCUCUAAUCCACAUAAUUGUAUCUGCUAAGUAAUGUGAUCCUGACUGUCAUGAGCAGCCAAUGUUAAGUCUUCACGUAGUUUUUGUCACCUUGUUUUUAAAAUAUCCCUUUUUUUGUAUAAAUAGUCACAUGAUAGCACUGCCAAAAGGUUUGGAAACACUGAUUGAAUUACAAAUGUUAGAGAAUUUGUCACUUUUUUAAACACCAGUCUUUUGUCUUAAAGUUUUUAGCAUUGAGCCAUGCCACUCCCCAGAUAUGAAAAUUCUGUAACUUUGGGAAUUCAUGGGAAGAAUGUAUCUCCAAGAAUUAAAUGACUAAUCUUUUUGUGAUGUAGAGGUACUGGGGUGGACAAGAUCAGCAGUCACAUGACACCAGUUUAUUUGAAAUCGCCACCAAGCCUUUGAGGUGCUGCUCUUUAUCGGGUGAAGCCUCUUCACCUGUGCUAAAAGCUGGAUUUCAAACCUGUUGGGCUAAACCUGGGGUCAUGUUACUGCUGACCUUUUUUCUGUUAAUGUCUGAACAAGAAAUUGUUGCUAAUUCCAAUGAUUACACUCGCGUAGUGGGUCAUGAAGGCUGAUUUUUGCAAGGGAUAGGCUAAACAGGUCAGUGAUUUGAUCAUGCAAAUGACUGAAGACCUAGUUGGCAAAUAGCAAUAGUUGAGUCUAAGACUUGCUGCAUGCAGUGGCAGGCUGUUGCUUUUAUUAUGGAAAUCGAUUUAAAUUUGUAGCAAACAUUUGUUCAUUCUACAUAACCACAAUAGAAGUUGAAGUAGCAUUGUGCUUAAUCUUUAGCCUGCCAGUUAGAGAAGCUAUAUGCUUAUAAAAUAAACCACCUCCAGUUUAAGGAACUUCCUGAAUAAAAGUUGCAGGCUAGAAAAUGCGAGAAGCUAACCAAUCUUAAAUGUGCAUUACUGGUUAUGAUAUUUAGAAACUCCCAAAUAUCACUUUUCAGUACAGAAAUUGAUUCAAACAAUCUGUUUUCCUGACCGAAUCAAAAGCUACUCAUUUUGACUUCUACUCACUCGGCACAUUGAAAAUAAGUAAUGAUCCUUCAUAUUUUAGUGAUUUUUUUAAAAAUGGGUGUAAAAAGCAUAGAAUCACUAGAUAAGUUGUAUUCUAUGUGCAGCAAGGCAUGUGAAGUGUUUAGGGGUGUAAUACCCAAUGCUUAUCACUAAAGUCCUGCAUUUGUCAUCUUUUACACAGACUUCAAACAGUAUGCUAUAUAAAUUUUAACAGAUCAGCAUACUUGUAAAUAGCAGCAGGAUCCCAACAAACUUUCACAAGCUUGAUGCCUAUGGAUACUUUUUAAAAACAAAGUUUUCACUAAGAUUCAGUUUUACUUCUGUUGAACGUAGCUCUUGAUGUUACACCUGAACUGCUCCUCAUAUUGCUUUUAUUGUUAAUGAGACUUUGACUCAAUUCAGCAACCACUGAAUCUGGAUGGAAACCCUAUUACAGUAGGCUGUCUACAGCCUGGCUCUAAAUCCUCAUUUUUAAAAAGUCAGAUGGUUAUUCAAAAGUUCUGAUAUUACUAAAAUGCAAUCUAUUUUAUACUAGAAUUUUCUAUUUACAGGUUUGUUUUUGGACAUUAGUGCUGGAUAUGGAGAUCUAUAAAUCUCCAGUACUGAAGAAUUGGAUCUUGAAUGUAACUUCUAAUCUGCCAGUUGUCUAAAUUUAGCAUUGAACAAAUCCAGGGUAAAAAAUUUUAUAUUUGUGAUAUAUUGUAAAUUUUUAAAAUUAUCCCUGUUUUUUAAAGUAGUUUUUUGCUUCUGAAUUAAAGAUGUCUUGACAGCAUUCCUCUGCUCAAUGAGAUUCUGGCUUUAUAAAUAAAGUCACCACCAGAAACUCGUCUGUCUGUCAACAGUAAGCUGUCUCCAUUUUUAAUAUAUGAUAAAUAUCACAGUCCAAUUAUCACUCUUAUUCCUACUUCUGCAUGUUUGUAACCAAUGAUAUCAGCAUCAGUCCUAUUUUCUGCUGAAUUCUAGUUUUGUUUUGAAAGCAUGAGUCUAUAAUGGUGGCUGAGCCUGCACACUGAACGAAGGAUGCACUGGGUACCCUGUGGGUGAGCUUACACACAUUUGUCUUGACACACUGAAUCCAGCUCAAACACGUGGUCUGUGCAACACUGACAUUAGGAAGACCGGAAUGCCUUUCACGCAUUUCCCACCAGCUAAAUGAACUCCUGGCUGAUCCAUGGCCUAACUCAAUGUGCUGUACUUGCCUUUGACUCUUUAUGGCUUUUAAAUUAAAAAUUGUCUGAGUUAGUAACUGAACUGACUUUUAACACUUACUGGUUUAUGGAAGAACGUUCCAAACUUCUACCAUGCUUUUGUGUGGAAUUAUGGGUGGCAUGGUGGUUAGCACUGCUGCCUUGGU
Messenger RNA from Hemiscyllium ocellatum (epaulette shark), 3167 nucleotides. RefSeq names its product lipopolysaccharide-induced tumor necrosis factor-alpha factor homolog. The transcript has 4 exons. Gene Ontology annotation, molecular function: zinc ion binding. Lineage: Eukaryota; Metazoa; Chordata; Chondrichthyes; Orectolobiformes; Hemiscylliidae. The coding region runs from base 192 to 620 and encodes 142 amino acids. The record is from RefSeq and is a predicted model, not a curated record.